AUGAGAUCUAUCUCUGCAAUAUUCUGCAUCAUCUUCUUCUCUCUUCUCCUGUUCGUCAGCCUCAGCUAUGCAAGAAAAGACGUGGGAGAUUAUUGGAAGAACGUGAUGCAGAAUCAACCUGUGCCGGAAGCCAUUAAAGAAGAAGCAGAAAAUAACAAGAAGGAUCGCUUCGUUAGGGACUUUGAUAUAAAACCAAAUGUUAUAAUAUAUCACUCCCAUGAUGUGCCUGAAAAGACUAAGCCCUCUGUCAAGAACCUUGACUUAACUGGCAACAAGGGUUGAUUUGGGGCAAAAAGAAACACUAUAUAUAUAUAUAUAUAUAUGCUAAGUAUGAUAAUAUCUCAGCUAGAUGAUGACGUUUGUAUCGCUGAGAGAUGGAGUAUAUUGAGUGUCCUGUAUUGAAAAUGAGAUGUAACAAAUAUAUUAAUGUCAUAAAUAAGGGAUUCAGAAUCUCUCUUGCAUAUAUAUUCAUCGUAGAAAUCUUCUAGGUUGUUAUUAGUCGUAUGCUGCAUCAGUCAGUGUCUUUUUUCUGCAGAAUUCUCAUGAUCUAUAAAAUCAUGUUGUGCCUUGUUGA
Neltuma alba is the source of this 574-nucleotide messenger RNA. RefSeq names its product organ-specific protein P4-like. The record is from RefSeq and is a predicted model, not a curated record. NCBI's taxonomy places the organism in Eukaryota, Viridiplantae, Streptophyta, Magnoliopsida, Fabales, Fabaceae. Bases 1 to 282 code for a protein of 93 amino acids. The transcript is spliced from 4 exons.